Cuscuta campestris is the source of this 4520-nucleotide messenger RNA. NCBI's taxonomy places the organism in Eukaryota, Viridiplantae, Streptophyta, Magnoliopsida, Solanales, Convolvulaceae. The record is from the annotation of a GenBank genome assembly.
CAAGAAGGGCUUAUGUUAGGCCUGCGACGAGAAGUGGGUGCCGGGCCACCAUUGUAAGCAUCGGUUCCUGGUUUUUAUGGGUCCUGAUGAAGAUGAAAACCCCCUGGACAUUGAGGAUUUUGUUGACAGAGACCAAGAAGCUGCUGUAAUUUCGGGGGACAUCUCCAGUCUCCACUCACUGGCCGGCAGCCCUAGCCCCCGUUCCCUCAAUUUGGCGGGGUCCGUCAAGGAGAUGGCGGUUCAGGUGCUCUUAGACGGAAGGAGCAUGCACAAUUUUAUUCAUUCUGCCGUGGCCGAACGCCUCACGUUGACCCUCCACCCAGUAACUCCGUUUCGGGUAUAUGUCUGCAAUGGGGACUCUCUACGGUGCGCCUAUUCAUGCCCCCAAAUGCCGUUAUGCUUGCAAGGUCAUCGCUUCGACAUUGAUUUAUAUAUUCUUGAAAUACAUGGCCCCGACAUCGUCUUGGGCAUGCAAUGGUUACAAACCCUCGGCAAGGUGACGCAUGAUUAUUCACAAUUAACGGUUGAGUUCCCUUGGAAGGGCAGCCCAGUAGUCCUGCGCGGGGACGUUCCUCACCCUCGCCCGAUCUCUUAUAGCCAAUUUUGCACUCUGGCCGCGGCUCCGGACGUUUGGGAUAUUUAUGAAUUGAUACUGGCAAAUUCUUCUCCUGGGCAGGAUUCGGCCUCCCCACCUGCAUUUCUAGAUGACAUUCCGACACCUAUUCAUGCCGUCUUGGCCUCCAUUGAUUACCUCGGGCAUAUCCUGACCACCGAUGAGUUACACUCGGACCCAAGCAAAAUUGACGCCAUGGUUAACUGGCCUAAACCGACUACCAUCAAACAAUUGCGGGGAUUCCUUGGCCUCACCGAAUAUUAUCGUCGUUUCAUCGCCGGGUAUGCCAUGUUGGCAGCACCAAUGAUGGAGCUACUCAAGAAGGACAACUUUCAUUGGACUCUGUUGAUAGGGGUGUUUUACUGGCCGUCGAUCGUCGGGAUGUGCGGCACCCCUGGAUUUGAUGCCCCACGUGUUGCCCGUCUCUUUACCGACUUCAUGUUUAAGCAUCACGGGUUCCCUCUCUCCAUUAUUUCGGACAGAGACUCGGUGUUUAUGAGCUUAUUUUGGAAAGAAUUGAUGCGGUUAAGCGGCUCUUCGCUCAUGUUUUCCACCGCCUACCACCCCCAGUCCGACGGUCAGACGGAGGUUCUUAACCAUAGCCUCAAACAAUACCUCCGAGCUUUUACCUAUGAGCGGUCGUCCAAGUGGUCGAGUUUUCUACUGUGGGCAGAGCUCGCCUUAAAUUGCAGCCACCAUGAAGGGCUGGGCGUUUCUCCCUUCCAGGCCCUCUAUGGACGGCCACCACCUUCAUUGUUCCCUACUUUAUCAGUGCGUGCUCGGGUUCCGGCGAUUGAGGAAAUGUUACGUGAAGGCGCCGAUUUGCUCAAUGAUUUGAAGGCUCAUCUUACAGAGAUGCAGCAACGCCAGCACCUAUUCCUUAAGAGAUGUAAAAAGAAGGUACUGAAGACACAAGAUAGCACUCCACGAAGGAGAAGUGGAAGGUUGCAGAGCGUUGUGUUCAGGAUGAAAAACAAGCUGCGUGGGGGGCCUGAGAGAAUUGAUCUUGUUGGUGACAAAUCAAACCAAAGUGGGGGUCUACUGAAGUUGAAGGGCUUAGCUAGGGAUGAAGCAGACAAAGAAAUGACAGAGAUUCAAAUAAAUGCUCUGGUGGAUGGUGGGAGGGGUGAUUUGCAUGAUGAGAAUAUGCAAGCUAGGCAGGAUGCAGAUGAUGCAUAUGGGGGUGAAAAUAGUGCAUCCCCAUCAAGUAUGGGGAGUGAUGGUGACCCAGAAGGCACUGAUGAGGAGGAUGGGGAUGAUGAGGAUGGAGAAGGCAGUGAUGAGGAGGAGACAGAUUAUGAUGGUGAAGAAGUUAAUGAUGGUGAUGGAUCGGAAAGUGAUGAUGCACAGGGAUCUGAUGAGGAGGAAACUGAAGAUUGCGAGAGGGAGAUAAUAGAGAUGAGGAUGAAAUUGUUGGUGUUCUACGUUGAACGUGUUUCUGAUUUCUCAAGAACAGUUCCUAAGACAUAUCCAGCUGUGUUGGGAUGGAGUGGAAAGGAACAACGAAAGGGAGAGAACAGUGAGGUUGUUGAAGGCGGAUUUGGUUUAGGCCAUGAUGAAGGACGUAUGAGUCGUGAGAUGCGGCUGGAGGUGAACAGAGAGCUGAUUGAGAGAGAAAGGAAGGCUAUAGAGGAGAGGGAUAAUACAGAGCAUGAAAAUGUGAUCAUUGAAGAUUCCGAGGAGGUGUCUGUAAGGAAAAUUGCAGACAAAAGCAAGAUCCUGUCAAGCACAGUUAUUGAUCUACUGAAAAUGAUUCAGGAUGCACCAAAGUCGAUGGGAAAGAAUUUGAUGUUUCGUAAGAUGCGUAAUAUGUGCCAUAGAGUAAUUGGCAUAAAUGUUGAAAAGAAAGAUAAUUUUGAAAAAGAUGUUGGGAAAAAUGAAACAGACAUGUUUAGGGAUUCAGAAUUCUGGAGCAGUCCAGAGAUUUGGGCAGCGGUUGAUGAAGCGGCAAAGGCAGCAGAAGUGCGGAAGAAGUAUGAAGAAUUUAUUAAUGAUGUGCCUUCUUUCAGUUUAGGGAUGACACAGAUUCUUGAAGAAGAAGGUGGGGGUGUAUCCGAGAUGGAGAGCACGCGUGAGAGGAAUGACAUUGUGUUCAGUGGGUAUAAUAUAUCGGUUGAACGUGGAGACCUUCAGACGUUGGCGACUAGCCAUCACAUUUCACCACGGGUAGUGGAUGCUUGGUCUUGCAUAUUGAAUCACAAGGAGCUGUUUCGUAGCGUUGAAUCUCCAGCCCGGUUUUUUGCAAAAAUGAUUAGAUGUAUGUUCAUGAGUGAGGGGGAAAUGGAAGAGGCAGCUGAUGCUUUUAAGGUGGUUUGUGAUGCACUGGAAUACGGCUGGAGCUUGACUAAUCCAUGUGAUGUUGAUAUGGUGAGAUUAUUGAUGUCUGAUUUUGAGUACUGCUUGCGACGGUGGGUUGAUAUCCUCGACAGCUCAUCCGCCGACGUUGCAAAGAUUAAUAAAUAUGACAAGAUGCCAAACGUUGUUGUAAGGCAGGCAUUGAAGGAGUGGGAAUGUGGCUUGAAAAAGGGGGAUGAGAAGGCAGUGAAUGCACUUCGAACAAAGUAUUGUGCUGCGAUAGUCGAAUCAGAUGUCAACGAGGUUAAGGACAAGAUAAGGCAACAGGUGAAGCACUCGAGUGAAUUUCCAGUUUCGUAUGCUUUUGAGUUUUGGUUUCAUGGAGCAACCCUUGAUCAACAGUCACCAGACCAGAGAUCGAUAAUGGCGUUUGAACGAGCAGUCGUUCUGUCAAAACCCUAUGCUCUCCCUCCCAACGACCCUCUACGAUAUUCUCGAAUCCCAUCCAUGCCCCCCCUGUUUCAACCCUUAUCCCUCAAGCGCUCCUUAUCUUCUUCUUCUAAAAGCGGGCGAUUAGUCUCCUGCGGCCGAAUCAGCUACUCAGACGACUACACCAGCAGCAAAAUUUCCAGUUCCUCCGUUUUCGAGCGCGGCCAAAUCGAGGCCUCUCAGCUUCCGCCUCCGGCGGAGAUUCAAUGGAAGAAGGAGCUUUGCAAUUCUGUGCAGCUCAUCGGCAUCGUAGCCUCGCCCGUCCAAAUCCGACACCUUGCCUCCGGGAAGGCCGUGGCUUGGACCCGCCUUGCCGUCAAGAAGUCUGAGAACGACACCAGCUGGAUCGAUUUGAAUUUUUGGAAUGAAUUGGCUCAUGUUGCUUUUCAACAUGUGGAGAAAGGUCGUCAAAUAUAUGUAUGCGGUCGCUUGGUAUCAGAUACUGUUGAAGGGGAUGAUGGGAAACAAAAAACUUACUAUAAGGUGGUUGUUCAUGAACUGAACUUUGUUGAAAGGAAAACUUCUUCACCUGUGUCGUAUGACGGGGAAUCUAACUCCAUCACACCAGGCACAAAGCCAAAAAAUUAUGCUGCAAAUAGUACAGAAUCAGUUGAGGAGUUAUGGCAAGCAUUCUUUGCUAACCCCAUGGAAUGGUGGGAUAAUAGGAAAAACAAGAGGAGCCCAAAAUAUCCAGACUUCAAGCACAAAAGUACAGGUGAGUCAUUGUGGGUAGAAGGCUGGAAUAAUCCGCCAUGGGUGAAAUCUCAACUUGCUGUAUUGGACUCAAGGAUGGAAGCUCUUCAGGAUCAUAGCAUGGGUGUAAACUUCAUGGCCAAUGAUGAUAAUCACCCCCCUCUUUAGCUGAUUCAUGAUUGAACUUGAGAUGCUGAUUGUGUUUUUGUAUAUGUGCCUCCAGGGCGGUGGAAGAGCAGUCAAGUAGUUGGCAUUGCUGUUAACUUUUGUAAGCAUUCACUUGCAACGAUCUAGGCAAUUAAUGCUCUUGGAAGAAUUGAUACCUGACUAGGAUUGAAACAUAUUCAAUAUUUCAAGGAAUGUGAUAUUUGUUGCCCUAAGGGCAACAAAUAAGUAUUAAAUCCUAGGCCAAUAAUUAUUAAAGACCCCU